This is a messenger RNA of Actinia tenebrosa (Australian red waratah sea anemone), 1987 nucleotides long. Its product is annotated as homeobox protein Nkx-2.5. Gene Ontology annotation, biological process: regulation of transcription by RNA polymerase II; cell differentiation. Gene Ontology annotation, cellular component: nucleus. Lineage: Eukaryota; Metazoa; Cnidaria; Anthozoa; Actiniaria; Actiniidae. The record is from RefSeq and is a predicted model, not a curated record. Gene Ontology annotation, molecular function: DNA-binding transcription factor activity, RNA polymerase II-specific; RNA polymerase II cis-regulatory region sequence-specific DNA binding.
GGAAACUCUGCCAGGUUGAGUUGCUUACGAAGCUCGAAGGCUUUAGCUUUGCAUUUUUGAUAAUCCUUGUUGACAAGCCGAUGUGUCAAGUCUUUAUCYGGAUAGCUAGCAAAUACUUCAAUUGAAGUCUUUGGACAUGUGUCGAACGUCAAUCUAAGCUAGCCAAGAGAGAUGAAUUCUUUUUCAAUAAAAGACAUUCUCCAUGAUAAGAGAGACACACAGGAUGGGUUAUCGAUCAUGGACCAGACCUCCAGACCAAGCGAAAGGGAAUAUUCAGUGAAGAUGGAUAGCGCGUUCCAAGCAUUCGUGAAUCAAACUACAGAUAAUUCCAUUCACGAAUUCAACAAAUUUAACAGCAAUGGUAUAGAUAAUGGAAGCGAGAAAGGCAUCAAACCGUCAAAGAACUCGGCAGAAUCUCACGUGAGCAAGAAGAAGAGAAGAGUGCUUUUCUCCAAGGCUCAGAUCUACGAGUUAGAACGACGAUUUCGUCAGCAGCGCUAUCUCACAGCCGCUGAAAGGGAACAGCUUGCCAGAGUGAUCAGUCUGACGCCAACACAAGUCAAGAUUUGGUUCCAAAAUCACCGCUACAAACAAAAAAAGCAAGUUUCGGAAAAAGAACAAAUGAAUAAUGAUGUUACUGUGAUGUGUGGACCCAGAACAGUCAACGUACCAGUACUAGUCAGAGACGGACGACCAUGUUAUGAUUACAAUAUGAAUCAACGCUACGACUUUGACACGGAGUUCAUACCAAAUCCAUAUUCCUCAAUGAAUUACCCUCCAAGUAACCCGUACCAAUACUGGAGUCCAUUCUAGCGAAAUUGGUUACUUAUGGAGCGGUUAGUUUUUUAUCCUGAUUCUUUUCAGCGUGCCGUGGGCUUAAGGCAAGAUUGUUACUGUAUUAAGAGACUUUGUCGGACAUUGACGAACGAACAAUAGCAGAUGAGUAAUCAUGCCUUGGUAAUGGACUAGGGUUAAUGUGGUUUUAAGGAAGGUGAAAAUUGAUUUUAAAUAAUAGGCUGUUGUUUUAUCAUUUUAAUUGUAGGUGACUAUUACAAUAAUUGAAGAUUAUUACUCCUAUAUUUCUUCCCUGAGGCAAAAUGGUUCAUACCUAUAUCAAAGCUGUAUUAAAGAGGAAAGUUCGAAUUUUAGCUAAUGUGGAAUUUAAUGAAGACUUAUUUCUCUAAAUUACCUUUAUAUUAAUGAAUCGGUAUAACAGUUUGUACUAAAUCUUUUCGCUUGGGCCUCCAUGUGUGAGAGAGUUUGCCAUUAGCGACUAAGGAGAAAGUUAGAGUUAACUAGGAAUGUUACUAUACUGAAGUUCGGACGAAGUUCAGGUUAAUGUUGUAAUAUACAAGUGCAGAAGUAAGAUUAGCCCUCAAUGGAGAUUUAACAUUAGCACUGAAUGAAGUGUUUGCUUUAGUGAUCCCAUUGAAGUACCUCAUGCGACUCGAUAUGAUUACAUUGCCGUUAAGAUCAGUUCUAACUAAACACACGCGGGAGAAAGAUCUUAAAUCAUUUGGUAUGCCCAAGUGUUCAAUUGUUAUUGAAUAUAUAGUAACCACUUUGUCUUUAGUGUCCAAGAAUUGAGAUGAAUAGUGAGACAAACUUCAAGACACGAACUCAAACGUCAAGAGAUUUGGUCUGACUGUACAUCUUUGACUCGUUUGAAAAAUCCUGAUAAACUUAUUAAGAAAUAUAAAAUUAGGAUACUCAAUUAUUUUCCUUGGUGAACCAUUUACAUGUGUUAUCCAUGUUAAACUAGUUUGUGACUGUUUAUUGUCCAUCGUAACAACGAGAAGAUAAUGGCAGCGUACGUGGCAAUAUAUAACUCCUGACCAAGAACUUGCAAAAUAAAAUAUGGCUUUUGUCCAUAAUUACGUAACUAAUUUUGCAGUAAUUUACACGAAUCGAAAAACAAUGAUACCUUUCUCAAUGUUAUAGAAGAUUAUAUUUUGAACAUUUUGAAAAUAAAAGUGAUCAAAGAAUA